This is a messenger RNA of Aphidius gifuensis, 642 nucleotides long. Its product is annotated as ras-related protein Rab-13-like. The coding region runs from base 1 to 642 and encodes 213 amino acids. Gene Ontology annotation, molecular function: GTP binding; GTPase activity. Gene Ontology annotation, cellular component: plasma membrane; endosome; synaptic vesicle. The transcript has 5 exons. Gene Ontology annotation, biological process: protein secretion; regulation of exocytosis; protein localization to plasma membrane. NCBI's taxonomy places the organism in Eukaryota, Metazoa, Arthropoda, Insecta, Hymenoptera, Braconidae. The record is from RefSeq and is a predicted model, not a curated record.
AUGGAGAAAAUAAAAAUUCCAUUGUACAAAGUACUUUUAAUGGGAGAUUCUGGUGUUGGAAAAACUUGCAUACUAGACUCAUUUUUGUGUGAUAGUUUUAUUGAAAAUCAUGAUUCAACAAUUGGUGUUGAUUUUAAGGCAAAAAUGAUAGAGAUCAAUGGAACAAUAAUCAAGCUUCAAUUAUGGGAUACAGCUGGUCAAGAGAGAUUUAGAAAUGUCACAACAGCUUAUUAUCAUGAAGCAAAAGGAAUAAUUCUUGUUUAUGAUGUAACAAAUGAAAAAAGUUUUGAUAAUAUAAUAAAUUGGCUUUCUCUUGUCAAUGAUCGUGCUCCUGCUGAUGUUAAAAAAAUUCUUCUUGGUACAAAAUGUGAUAUAGAAAAUAAGAGAAAAGUACCAAAGGAAAGAGGCGAACAAUUAGCUGUAAAAUAUAAGAUGAAAUUUUUAGAAACAUCUUCUAAAAUGAAUAUUAAUAUUGAAGAAGCAUUUUUCUUACUUGCACGUGAUAUUUACAUCGCCGAAAACGAAGAUAUUGUAUUGAAUACUUCAACGAAUGAUCGCAAUAUUUUACUGCAAUCAUCAUCAAAAAAAAAAAAAAAGGAAAUGUUUUCUAUGCUGUACACUGUGUUAAUAAAUGUAAAUUAA